This is a messenger RNA of Zymoseptoria tritici IPO323, 1875 nucleotides long. RefSeq names its product putative beta-galactosidase (gene MgLAC3). The record is from RefSeq and is a predicted model, not a curated record. Bases 1 to 1875 code for a protein of 624 amino acids. Lineage: Eukaryota; Fungi; Ascomycota; Dothideomycetes; Mycosphaerellales; Mycosphaerellaceae. Gene Ontology annotation, molecular function: hydrolase activity, hydrolyzing O-glycosyl compounds. The transcript is spliced from 5 exons. Gene Ontology annotation, biological process: carbohydrate metabolic process.
AUGCAUUCUCUGACCGUGCUCCAAACCGUUCUCGCGGCAAACCUCGCCCUUGCUCUUAACUUGCCUCGACAGGAUACCGCUCCUUCGCAAUACGCUGUCCAACCACUACCACUCGACACGCCAUGGACGGACAAAGUUGGCACGGAUCCAUGGCCGCAGUAUCCGAGACCCAAACUCGCUCGUUCGGAGUGGAAGUCCCUUAACGGAAUAUGGACGUACGCAAAUGCUUCUAGUUUGGAUGCCGUCAACAAUCCGCCGUUCAACCAAACAUUGACAAAUGAGGUCCUGGUCCCGUUCUGUCUUGAGAGUGGCCUUUCUGGCAUUGAGGGGGAUUACCUUUUGUACUCUUGGUACUCGACCAAGUUCAGUGUGCCCUCCAAUUGGACCGGCGAGAGGACGCUCCUCAACUUCAAUGCAGUCGACUAUGAGGCGACUGUAUUUGUCAAUGGUCAGCAAGUUAUGUUCCAUCGCGGAGGUUAUUUUGCUUUCUCCGUCGAUGUUACGCCGUACUUGUCUUCAUCGGGGACAAAUGAGCUCGUCGUAUUUGUCCACGAUCCCACAGAUUCUGGCCGCUAUGUGAUUCCCGUCGGGAAGCAGACUCUGGGUUCGGAUCACAUUUUCUACAGACCCUGCAGUGGUAUCUGGCAAAGUGUCUGGAUCGAGUCGGCUCCGGCAGACUACAUCACCGGACUUGACAUCAACGGCGGCGCUGAUGGGACCGUGGAGAUCUCAAUCCUCGAGAAAGGGACUUCGAACAAAGUGGCUUCCCAUACAGGAUCUGCCGGUCGUCAGUUCUCGUUCAAGGCUGAAUCUGUAAAGUGCUGGAGUCCAGACCACCCCAAUCUGUACGAUAUUGCGAUCAAGUUUGGCGAUGACCAAAUCGAGAGCUACACCGGAUUCCGAACCAUUACCAAAGAGGCCGUGAACGACGUCCAACGAAUUGUGUUGAACGGCGAAGCAAUCUUUCCGUUUGGUACCCUCGAUCAGGGCUUCUGGCCGGAUGGAGGCUACACGCCGCCCACGUACGAGGCGAUGAUAUACGACAUCCAGACCUUGAAGAAGAUCGGAUACAACAUGCUCCGCAAGCACAUCAAGGUGGAGUCUCCAUUGUAUUACCAAGCGGCAGAUGAGCUGGGAAUUUUGGUCAUGCAAGACAUGCCUUCCCUGCGACUGUCCACCGAAACGCUCGCCAAUUGCAGCAGACAAAGGCUCCUUCCAGAUGCCGCGCAGCAGCAGGAAUUCCAACGCCAGCUCGAAUUGCUCGUCACGCAGCUGAGGAGCCAUACGUGCAUCUUUGCUUGGGUAAUCUACAACGAGGGCUGGGGCCAGAUCGAGAGCUAUUAUCCCGAAUUCGCAUUGACGGACGUCGUUCGAGGGCUGGAUCCUACUCGACUUGUGGACGCCGUCACUGGAUUCCCCGAUCAUGGGGCGGGCGACUUUUCAGAUAAUCAUCACUACGCCAAUCCGCAGUGCGGAACGCCGUUCUACUCCCUCUCGUCCAGCCCCUUCGAUCCGUCACGUAUUGGAUUCCAGGGCGAGUUCGGCGGGAUAGGCAAUAAUGUCACGGAGGAGCAUGCCUGGAAGGUGCAGGAUUCCAUCGACGCAGUCAACCAGACCUACGAGCUGGACGACACGAUCGAGGUAUGGAACUACCGCGGCCACACCCUGCUGACGGAGCUCCUCUCGCAAGUCGAGAUGUACUCCUGCGCGGGCGCCGUCUGGACGCAGACCACCGACGUCGAAGGCGAGGUCAACGGUAUGCUGACGUAUGAUCGUCGAGUGCUGCGUCCGGAUCUGCAGCAGUGGCAGACGGAUAUCCAGGCGCUGUAUGAUGCCUCCGCGAAGAGGACGAAUGCUUCCAUGCCUAGUCAUUGA